GAAUACAAAAUAAUGAAAAUAAUAUUCUUUUUCUUUUUAUCUGCGGAUUGCAAAUUGCACUAGACACCGGCCAAUCUUUUUUAGUGAUUUUUGGUUCAGUAACUUAGUCUAAUAUUCCUAAAUCGAUACAAUGCGUAUUGACACUUGUUAUUUUUGUUCGUCCAAAAUAUACCCAGGACACGGAAUGCAUUUCGUAAGAAAUGACUGUAAGGUAUUUAAAUUUUGUCGCUCAAAAUGUCACAGAGCAUUCCAAAAGAAGAAGAACCCAAGGCGUGUACGGUGGACUAAAGCAUACCGCAAGGCUGUUGGUAAAGAACUUGCUGUAGAUCCAUCCUUUGAGAUUGAAAAAAGACGUAACAUACCAAUGAAAUAUGACAGAGAAUUUUGGCAAAUGUCUAUGGAAGCAAUUAAGAAAGUUACUGAAAUUCAAAAGAAACGCCAAUCUACUUAUGUAAUGCAGCGAUUACGUAAAGGACGUGAAGUUGAACAGCACAGAGACAUCAGAGAAGUUCAAAGAGAUAUGUCUCUUAUUAGAUCACCUGCUGCAGGACUUAAACAACGUUUGGCAACUGAAGAAAAACUACUCGAAGAAGAGCAAGAAAAUGAUGUGGAGAUGAUUACUACAGAAGACGAAAAUAAUAUUGAUCAUAGUAAAUUAUCUUACAUAAAAAUAUAAAAUAUUUGUUCAAUGAUAUUGUAAUAUGAAUCUUUUUAUGAAUAUAUACAUGAGUAAUUAUUUA
Messenger RNA from Rhopalosiphum maidis (corn leaf aphid), 740 nucleotides. Its product is annotated as probable ribosome biogenesis protein RLP24. The transcript is spliced from 4 exons. The coding region runs from base 131 to 676 and encodes 181 amino acids. Gene Ontology annotation, cellular component: nucleolus. Gene Ontology annotation, biological process: ribosomal large subunit biogenesis. The record is from RefSeq and is a predicted model, not a curated record. Lineage: Eukaryota; Metazoa; Arthropoda; Insecta; Hemiptera; Aphididae.